GCGCACACUUCGGCGGACGCGCGCACUGCAUUGAACAUGGCGGCAUCCAUGGCAACCCGGGCUGUUUCUCAAGCGCUACGUGGAGCUCCUAACUGCCCGUUAUUUCUCAACAAACACAAGUUGGUGAGGGUGAGUCCCAGACGAUGGCUGAACCUGCAGGAGUACCAGAGUAAGAAGCUGAUGCAGGACUGCGGUGUAACCGUGCAGCGAUUCUUCGUCGCCGACACCGCCAAAGAGGCGCAGGAGGCCGCCAAGAGGCUGAACGCUAGAGAGAUCGUCCUGAAGGCUCAGAUCCUGGCCGGGGGGCGAGGAAAGGGCGUGUUCGAUAGCGGCCUGAAAGGCGGAGUGCAUUUAACCAAAGAUCCUGCUGCUGUGGGUGAACUGGCCAAUAAGAUGCUGGGCUUCAACCUGACCACUAAGCAGACUCCGCAGGGGGGCGUCAAGGUCAAAACGGUGAUGGUCGCCGAGGCGCUGGAUAUCACCAGGGAGACGUACUUCGCCAUCCUGAUGGACCGCGCAUGUAACGGGCCGGUGAUGGUGGGCAGCCCACAGGGAGGGGUGGACAUCGAGGAGGUGGCGGCCAAAACGCCGGAGCUUAUAUUCAAGGAAGUCAUCGAUAUUUUCGAAGGUGUCCGAGACGACCAGGCGCUGCGCAUGGCGGCUAAUUUGGGCUUCAAAGGGCCACUGGAGAGGCAGGCUGCAGACCAAAUUAAGAAGCUCUACGAUCUGUUCCUGAAAGUCGACGCCACCCAGAUCGAAGUCAAUCCACUCGGCGAGACUCCAGAAGGACGAGUCGUCUGCUUUGACGCCAAGAUCAACUUCGACGAUAACGCGGAGUUCCGGCAGAAAGAAGUCUUCGCCAUGGACGACACGGCCGAGAGCGACCCCACGGAGACCGAAGCCGCCAAGCACGACCUGAAAUACAUCGGGCUGGACGGGAACAUCGCCUGCUUCGUUAACGGUGCCGGCCUGGCCAUGGCCACAUGUGAUAUCAUCGACCUGCACGGCGGGAAACCGGCGAACUUCCUGGAUCUAGGAGGAGGAGUGAAGGAGAGUCAGGUGUACACCGCCUUCAAACUGCUCACCGCUGAUCCCAAGGUGGAGGCCAUCCUGGUGAAUAUUUUUGGAGGGAUCGUGAACUGUGCCAUCAUCGCUAACGGCAUCACCAAGGCCUGCAGAGAGCUGGAGCUCAAGGUGCCCCUGGUUGUCCGACUGGAAGGAACCAACGUGCAGGAGGCUAAGAGGAUCCUGUCUGAAAGCGGCCUCCCCAUCACCGCCGCCACCGACCUGGAUGACGCCGCCAAGAAAGCAGUGGCUGCUAUCUCCAAGAAAUAGCACACACACACACAUACACACACACACACACACAUAUACACACACACACACAUAUACACACACACACACACACCUAACCUGCCUUCAUGUUUGUUUAAUAAAACAAAUAUUCCCUUGUAAUAGUUUGGGGAGGAACCUCUGUGGAUCCUUGCACACACGUGGGACCGAGCUCGACCCUCAACGUCCCAAAUUCCAUCAGUCCCGAUCUCACGUCUUUCGAGCGCCACCGUCCUGUGCCACAUAAAUCAGAACUUUAUUGCCUUAUUUGGUCGUACUUUACUUUCCUGUGCUUUUUUUUUCCUGAUCUUGUUUGCAUUCCAUUUCCCGGCGUGACAGUGCCAGCGGUUUUAGAGAAGAUAGCGAUCCGUUUCAUAUAAAGUAAAAUGUAUUGUGGUGUAAUCGCGCGCGCUAACUUCGGGCCGCGUGACGUUUAUCGUUACGACUGUGAAAUGACUUGCAAAAACUGGUAUUGAUUUUUCUAAAUCUCAUUAUCGCCUGAACGUCGGCGCUGUUACCUCGGCUAACUACUUUACACCUGGAAGUUAAACUGAGAACCACCCGUCACUGAGAACCAGAACCGUCUGUCACUGAGAACCGCCUGUCACUGAGAACCAGAACUGUCCGUCACUGAGAACCAGAACCGUCUGUCACUGAGAACCGCCUGUCACUGAGAACCAGAACUGUCCGUCACUGAGAACCAGAACCGUCCGUCAUAGAGAACCGCCUGUCACUGAGAACCAGAACUGUCCGUCACAGAGAACCACCCGUCACUGAGAACCAGAACUGUCCGUCACAGAGAACCACCCGUCACUGAGAACCAGAACCGUCUGUCACUGCGAACCGUCUGUCACUGAGAACCAGAACUGUCCGUCACAGAGAACCACCCGUCACUGAGAACCAGAACCGUCUGUCACUGAGAACCAGAACCGUCUGUCACUGAGAACCGCCUGUCACUGAGAACCGUCCGUCCUUUGUUUACACUGGUGUCCUGUCACCAGUUCAAAGUCCAGUUUGUACAGAUCACUUUUACCCAGUCCAGUUGGAACUGACCUCUCUCUUUUGUCGUUACCUGAUCGAGGAGUAUCAAGGCCGUCACGCCCCCUUCCUAUGUCACCUGCCAGAGGGUGGAGUCCAACAGAGUCUGCCCUUUUUUUUCACCGGCCAGGGGGCGGAGUCUCACAGAGUGCAGUGUCGCCCAUCCACGAUCGAGAAGCUUCCUAUACAGGGAUUCUGUAUCAGUACUGACACGGUUCUCCGGCGCUCUUGCAUUCGGUUUCUGGACUUUUGAUUUCCUUUUGAGUUUCUAAUAAACGUGAUGUGUGAAUAAUCGUGUGUGUGUAUCGUCACGUCAUCCAGGUUUCGCUUUGUGAGUAUUUUUAUAAUCUCAUGGAUUUCAGUGCCAAACUUCACCAGCAGCCGAGCCAACUAAUCAUUUAUUUUUAUUUUUUUAUUCCAUAUAAAUGAUGCUAAAACCUUUAUUAUUAGUUCUUUUGUAAUCAAGAAUGUUGUGAGAUCCGAGUUCUGUUCAAACGACAGCGGACAAAAACAAAUGCAAUAAAAUUUGUUAAAAAUA
Molecule: messenger RNA, 2908 nt
Organism: Trichomycterus rosablanca
Lineage: Eukaryota; Metazoa; Chordata; Actinopteri; Siluriformes; Trichomycteridae
Gene: suclg2
Product: succinate-CoA ligase GDP-forming subunit beta
Exons: 11
Coding region: 37-1335 (432 amino acids)
Biological process (GO): tricarboxylic acid cycle; succinyl-CoA metabolic process
Cellular component (GO): mitochondrion; succinate-CoA ligase complex
Molecular function (GO): succinate-CoA ligase (GDP-forming) activity; ATP binding
Source: RefSeq, a predicted model, not a curated record